UUUUGCGGUUCCUGAUACAAGUGGUGGGAAGAAGGAGCUCGAGGUUUUCAACUUCAAAGGUUCUGGCGGUGUAGCUUUGUCCAUGUACAACACUGAUGAGUCUAUUUGUGCUUUUGCCGAGUCUUCAAUGAACAAUGCUUACCAGAAAAAAUGGCCACUUUAUCUUAGCACAAAAAAUACAAUUAUGAAGAGUUAUGAUGGAAGAUUUAAAGACAUUUUCCAGGAAGUUUAUGAAACUCAAUGGAAAUCCAAGUUUGAGGCAGAAAGUGUUUGGUAUGAGCACCGUCUUAUUGAUGAUAUGGUUGCUUAUGCUCUAAAAAGCGAAGGAGGUUAUGUAUGGGCAUGCAAAAACUAUGAUGGUGAUGUGCAAAGUGAUUUCUUAGCCCAAAGGUUUGGAUCUCUUGGGUUGAUGACAUCAGUGCUGGUAUAUUCUCUCCCCUCUCAACUAAACACAUCCAUAAAUAGAUAGAGAACAGCACCUAUGCACAUGCACCAUAGCCUAAUGGCCU
Messenger RNA from Hibiscus syriacus, 509 nucleotides. Its product is annotated as cytosolic isocitrate dehydrogenase [NADP]-like. The record is from RefSeq and is a predicted model, not a curated record. Lineage: Eukaryota; Viridiplantae; Streptophyta; Magnoliopsida; Malvales; Malvaceae. Gene Ontology annotation, biological process: isocitrate metabolic process. Gene Ontology annotation, cellular component: mitochondrion. The coding region runs from base 83 to 469 and encodes 128 amino acids. The transcript is spliced from 5 exons. Gene Ontology annotation, molecular function: magnesium ion binding; NAD binding; isocitrate dehydrogenase (NADP+) activity.